Molecule: messenger RNA, 825 nt
Organism: Nymphaea colorata (pocket water lily)
Lineage: Eukaryota; Viridiplantae; Streptophyta; Magnoliopsida; Nymphaeales; Nymphaeaceae
Product: enhancer of rudimentary homolog
Exons: 4
Coding region: 214-525 (103 amino acids)
Source: RefSeq, a predicted model, not a curated record
GGGACAGUUCCUUCGAUUGGCAAUAAGAAACCAAAAACCUCGAGGGGCUUCAGUUGGCCCGAAGAUAUUACCGGAAGGUGUAUUGGUGUCCGACAAGGGGGUGAGAAAGAGAUGAAGGGUGAGAUGGAGCGUUGCUAAUCGUUCUCAGAUAUUCAUUUGAAACCGUUCUACCUCCUUCUCCUGCUCAUCGAUUAGUCUUUCUGCAACUCAGACAUGGCCAAUCGGCACACCAUAAUACUUAUGCAGACAUCUCAGAGCAGAGCGACCCGAACGUUCAUGGAUUAUGCUUCCAUAAAUCAAGCUAUGGAUGGUAUUUGUGAACUUUAUGAAAGGAAGCUGAAGGAGUUAAACCCUACCAUCCAUAACCUUACAUAUGAUAUUGCAGAUUUGUACAAUUUCAUUGAUGGCCUUGCAGACCUAAGCGCUUUGGUGUAUGACCAUAAUAUUCAAGCUUACCUACCAAAUGACCGACAGUGGAUAAAGCAGCGUGUGCUUCAGCAUCUGAGGAGAAUGGCUACUCGUUGAUUCAGAGUACCUCUGCGAUAAACUAUAGUUGUUGCAUAAGGAGUUUUGUUAGUGUUUGGUUUUUAUUGGUGAAAUAUAAAAUAUGAGAUUGUUGUCAAAAUAUUCAUAUAUUUAUCUGAAGAGAAUGUACCCUUAGUGGCUUAGAGUUUGUCAUUAGCAUCAGUGCAGUGGAGAGUUUUUUCUUUUUUUUCUUGAUUAUUUCUGCAUUGACAGAUGCUUGUGCACUUAGCACUGGAACAUGGAUGUGAGGAAAGAAGUUAUGCUAAUAUGUGAAAGAAUGCUCCAAUAUUUAUGCAUGUA